Molecule: messenger RNA, 1520 nt
Organism: Spizellomyces punctatus DAOM BR117
Lineage: Eukaryota; Fungi; Chytridiomycota; Chytridiomycetes; Spizellomycetales; Spizellomycetaceae
Exons: 8
Coding region: 110-1216 (368 amino acids)
Biological process (GO): Arp2/3 complex-mediated actin nucleation
Cellular component (GO): actin cytoskeleton; Arp2/3 protein complex
Molecular function (GO): actin filament binding
Source: RefSeq, a predicted model, not a curated record
CGGAUUUCGAGUCAUCUCCACCAUUCCCAACAUCAUCAAGGGGUUGUAGACUGAACAGAGUCCUCCCCUUCCUACCUAAUAAGAAAGCAUAUUACGUUGAGUGCCCGCUAUGACCUCACCCGAAGUUCACCAGUUGGUUUGGGGCCGUCCCAUUUCUUGCCACGCCUUCAACAAGGACCGCACACAGGUUGCCAUAUGCCCGAAUGAUAAUACCGUUGAGAUUUACCAACGGAAUGGAAGCGGGUGGGAGCUGACGGAGACACUCACUGGGCAUGACCAGCUCGUUACCUCAAUAGACUGGGCUCCCGAAACCAACCGUAUUGUGACUUGCUCUCAGGACCGUAACGCCUAUGUGUGGACCUGGAAUCCUACUGAGGGAAAAUGGGGUCACAGCCUGGUGCAUUUGCGGAUUAAUCGUGCUGCCACUUAUGUCAGAUGGAGUCCCAAAGAGAACAAGUUCGCGGUGGCCAGUGGUGCUCGCUUGAUUUCGAUCUGCUAUUUUGAGGAGGAGAACAAUUGGUGGGGAAGCAAACAUAUCAAAAAGCCUAUUAAGAGUACAAUUUUAUCGUUGGAUUGGCAUCCGGAUAAUAUCUUGCUCGUUGCCGGUUCUACCGAUAUGAAGACACGUGUGUUCUCCGCGUACAUUAAAGGUGUUGACGGGAAAGCCUCAAACCCUGUGUGGGGGGAUAAGCUUCCGUUGCAUACCCUGUGUGGGGAGUUUGACAACGAUGGUUGGGUGCACAGCGUGGCAUUCUCUCCUAGCGGAAAUUAUGUUGCAUGGUCCUCUCACAACUCAGUCGUAUCCCUUGCCAGUGGACCGAAUAACCCCGUUAUCACCAUUCCGACGAAUGCCCUGCCGAUUGUGUCCAUAAUCUUUGCGUCAGAAACAAGCAUUAUCGGAGUUGGUCAUGACUGUGUGCCUUUCUUAUUUGCCCAGCGCGGUGGCCAGUGGGAGCUUGUUGGAAAGCUUGAUCAAGGUCAGAAGAAAUCCGUCGCAGCCAAUAGCGCCUUCCGAGUAUUCCAGCAGAUGGACAGCAGGGCUCAACAAACAAACCAAGACGUGGAACUCAAUACCACGCACCAAAACACGAUUACAUCUGUCCGUCCAUAUGCCGGGUACCCUGACAAUGUUACCAAAUUCUCGACCAGCGGCGUUGAUGGAAAGCUUGUUAUUUGGGACGUGUUGGCCUCUGGUGUCGCUGGGCUUAGGAUUUAGGGGAUCCUCUCUUCUUCGCGAAUGGCCGUUUGAGAUUGUGUCCCUGGAAGUACCCUAAGGAAAAGAUCGAAGAAUUUGGAACUCAUUUAUUCUAUUCUCAACUGGGCGCACUUCGUUCCAUUGCCUUGAAAUGUGCCGAGUUUUUAAAUUCUGAAUACAAAGUAAACAUGACAUGCAGAGCUUCCACGACAUGGGUUGGUGCAGCUCCCUUUUGUGAAGGAUAUGAAGAUUGAUUUUUACUUGAGGGCUGGGAUGGACUGGAAAUUGGUAUGUCGAGGAUGAGUGACAAGAAUGCGGCGAAUUG